Clarias gariepinus (North African catfish) is the source of this 5051-nucleotide messenger RNA. RefSeq lists its product as uncharacterized. Gene Ontology annotation, cellular component: membrane. Gene Ontology annotation, molecular function: ATP binding; ABC-type oligopeptide transporter activity; ATP hydrolysis activity. Gene Ontology annotation, biological process: transmembrane transport. The coding region runs from base 309 to 4865 and encodes 1518 amino acids. The record is from RefSeq and is a predicted model, not a curated record. Lineage: Eukaryota; Metazoa; Chordata; Actinopteri; Siluriformes; Clariidae. The transcript has 24 exons.
UGAAUUGAAUGUAGCACGCGCGUUAGCCGAAAAUGUGCGUGACCUACUGUAUAUUUAAGAUAAUAUUAAAUAUAUACGUUUUUAUUAUUUAUCCUUGACUUUAUAUACAUUUUUAUCAGGGAAAACCCCCUUUAAAAUUGAAAAUGAAAGUAAACCAUCGGUCAGACCUCGGUGUAGAGAAAGACCGGGGAAUACCUUUAUUUCCUCUGAUCUAGCUGCGGGAGAACAUGCUGGAAUAUUCAGUUUAGUCCGUUAAAAAAAACGAGCGUUUUGAGAGACACUUCAGCAGUUUCUACACAGGCUACAAUAUGGAUAAGCGCCUAGUGGCUGCUCUUGCUGUGUUCACGGACUUGAUGCUGGUCUGUGUGCUGGACCUGGCAGGCACACACCUGAGAGGUGAAGUGAGGAGCUGGGCCGGUGGAGCUGAGCUGCUCUGGCAGUGGACUGAAGCUGUGCUGCGAUGCUCAUUGCUCUUCUCUCUGCUCCACUGCAGUGAUGUGACAGGGCCGGUGAUGAUGAAGAUGAUGAAGCGAUGGAUUCUGGCCCACUGCUUUAUGUGUCCUGUGUAUGAGACAGGUCGCUUAACUCUGUUUGGGAACUGGCCGCUGGAGAAGUUCUCUCUGUGGCUGCUCGGCAGUGUGGCAGCCGCUCUGGGAUGCCUGUUUUGGGAGACGCUCUUACCAGAGUCUAACGGGGAAAGCAGCAGCAAAGAAAAGAAGCAGAAAGCUCGAGUGCUCUUCAAGAGAGUCAUCAUCCUCUACAAACCUGACUACCUUUAUUUAAUCGGGGCAUCUGGCUUUCUAGCCCUAGCUGUCCUCUGUGAGAUGUUUAUUCCACUGUACACAGGAAAGCUGAUCGAUAUCCUGCAGACUAAAUACAGCUGGGAUCAAUUUCUUUCCGCAAUAAUAUUAAUGACGUUUUUCUCUUUUGGAAGUUCUUUCAACGCAGGCUGUCGAGGAGGCCUCUUCAUGUGUGCGAUUGGCAGCUUUGUGUGUAGAGUAAAGCAUCAACUGUUUAGCUGUUUGCUUAAGCAGGAGAUUGGCUUCUUUGAGACUACAAAGACAGGUGACAUCACAAGCAGACUGUCCACAGACACCAAUCUCAUGGCCCGAGCUGUUGCCCUAAAUGUAAACGUCCUUCUACGAACCCUUAUUAAGACCCUGGGGAUGCUGUACCUGAUGUUUAGUCUUUCCUGGAAGCUCACCGUGUUGAUGCUUUUGGAGACGCCUUUGACUGGACUACUACAGAACAUCUAUGACACACACUAUCAGAGACUUUCAAAGAAGGUGCAGGACUCCAUAGCAAGGGCAAAUGAUGCUGCUGGAGAGGCUGUGUCAGGAAUCAGGACGGUAAAGAGCUUUAACGCAAAGCAGAGUGAGCAGGGUCGCUAUGAUGAGCGGCUGAUGGACACGCAUAAUAUAAAGACUCAGCGGGACACAGUCAGAGCACUGUACCUCCUAUUGAGAAGGCUCACAGAGUUGGGAGUGAAGGUGGCUAUGUUAUACUAUGGUCGCUUGUUUGUCACGUACGGACAGAUGACCACGGGAAAUCUUGUCUCCUUCAUCCUUUACCAGACAAGUCUUGCGCAAAACAUUAGGACAUUGAUUUACAUAUUUGGGGACAUGCUGAACUCUGUGGGUGCUGCCGGAAAGGUGUUUGAGUACCUCGAUCGCAAGCCUGAGGUGAGCAGUAAUGGAAUGCUGAAGCCACAGGACCUGAAGGGACACAUCAGCUUCCAGAACGUCACCUUUUCUUAUCCAACACGUCCUGACCGCAGUGUGCUAAAGAACUUCAGUUUGGAGCUAAAACCAGGUAAAAUGACUGCCCUGGUGGGGAUUUCUGGGGGUGGGAAAACAACUUGUGUCAGUCUGCUGCAGAGGUUUUACCAGCCUCAGCAUGGACAGAUCCUUCUUGAUGGAGAGCCUCUGCAGAACUAUCAGCACGAAUACCUGCACCGCAAGCUUGUUGCAGUGGGCCAGGAACCUGUUCUCUUCUCCGGUACCGUACGGGACAAUAUUGCUUACGGACUGCCGGGGUGUUCACUCAAGAGGAUAGAGGAGGCAGCACGCAAAGCCAACGCACAUGAAUUCAUCUGCCAGUUAGAGAAAGGUUAUGACACAGAUGUAGGAGAACGAGGAAGUCUUCUCGGCAGCAGUCAGAAGCAGCGCAUUGCCAUUGCCAGAGCUCUAAUCAGACAGCCACAAGUUAUAUUACUGGAUGAGAUCACAAGCUUUCUGGACCCCGAGAGUGAACAAGCGGUCCAACAAGCCCUGGCUAACUGCCCCGAUCAGACCUUACUGGUGAUUGCACACAGGCUGAAGACGAUUGAGAAGGCGGAUCAGAUUAUUGUGAUUGACCAGGGGGAGAUUGUGGAGGAAGGCAGUCAUCAGGAACUCAUGGAGAAAGAAGGAUAUUACUACAAACUGAAAGAAAAACUCUUUACUGAAAAUAACAGUAACAACAAUAAUAUCUUAUUGAGCAGUAUUGAGCUUAGUUCGCUCAGCUGCUUCAUUAGUGAAGAACAUUUCCUACAACAUGUCGAGCACCUUCUACGAUUUACUCUGGAUCUCCACAAUGGUGUCAAAACGGCAAUCUUCGAGCUGGAUGUUCAUCUUCAGAAAAAAGGGCAAGUCCGCAGGAGUCAUAUCUGCGAGCGCUUUGAGAGACACUUCAGCAGUUUCUACACAGGCUACAAUAUGGAUAAGCGCCUAGUGGCUGCUCUUGCUGUGUUCACGGACUUGGUGCUGGUCUGUGUGCUGGACCUGGCAGGCACACACCUGAGAGGUGAAGUGAGGAGCUGGGCCGGUGGAGCUGAGCUGCUCUGGCAGUGGACUGAAGCUGUGCUGCGAUGCUCAUUGCUCUUCUCUCUGCUCCACUGCAGUGAUGUGACAGGGCCGGUGAUGAUGAAGAUGAUGAAGCGAUGGAUUCUGGCCCACUGCUUUAUGUGUCCUGUGUAUGAGACAGGUCGCUUAACUCUGUUUGGGAACUGGCCGCUGGAGAAGUUCUCUCUGUGGCUGCUCGGCAGUGUGGCAGCCGCUCUGGGAUGCCUGUUUUGGGAGACGCUCUUACCAGAGUCUAACGGGGAAAGCAGCAGCAAAGAGAAGAAGCAGAAAGCUCGAGUGCUCCUCAAGAGAGUCAUCAUCCUCUACAAACCUGACUACCAUUAUUUAAUCGGGGCAUCUGGCUUUCUAGCUCUAGCUGUCCUCUGUGAGAUGUUUAUUCCGCUGUACACAGGAAAGCUGAUCGAUAUCCUGCAGACUAAAUACAGCUGGGAUCAAUUUCUUUCCGCAAUAAUAUUAAUGACAUUUUUCUCUUUUGGAAGUUCUUUCAGCGCAGGAUGCCGAGGAGGCCUCUUCACGUGUGCUAUCGGCAGCUUUGUUUGUAGAGUGAAGCAUCAACUGUUUAGCUGUUUGCUUAAGCAAGAGAUUGGCUUCUUUGAGACUACAAAGACAGGUGACAUCACAAGCAGACUGUCUUCAGACACUAAUCUCAUGGGUGAAGCUGUAGCCCUAAAUGUAAACAUCCUUCUGCGAACCCUUAUUAAGACCCUGGGGAUGCUGUACUUGAUGUUUAGUAUUUCCUGGAAGCUUACUGUAUUGAUGCUUUUGGAGACGCCUUUGACUGGACUACUACAGAACAUCUAUGACACACAUUACCAGAAACUUUCACAGAAGGUGCAGGACUCCAUAGCAAGAGCAAAUGAUGCUGCUGGAGAGGCUGUGUCAGGAAUCAGGACGGUUAAAAGCUUUAACGCAAAGCAGAGUGAGAAGUGUCGCUAUGAUGAGCGGCUGAUGGCAACACAUAAUAUAAAGACUCAGCGAGACUCAGUCAGAGCACUGUACCUCCUCUUAAGAAGGCUCACAGAGUUGGGAGUGACUGUGGCUAUGUUAUACUAUGGUCGGCUGUUUGUGAUGUAUGGACAGAUGACCACGGGAAAUCUUGUCUCAUUCAUUCUUUACCAGACAGAGCUUGCAGAAAACAUUAGGACAUUGAUUUACAUAUUUGGAGACAUGCUAAACUCUGUGGGUGCUGCUGGAAAGGUGUUUGAGUACCUGGACCGUAAGCCUGAAGUGAGCACAGAUGGAACACUGGAGCCAGAGGAACUAAAGGGACACAUCAGCCUCCAGAACAUCACCUUCUCUUAUCCAACACGUCCUGACCUUAAUGUGCUUGAGGACUUCAGUUUGGAGCUGAAACCCGGUAAAAUGACUGCCCUGGUGGGGAUUUCCGGUGGUGGGAAAACAACUUGUGUCAGUCUGCUGCAGAGGUUUUACCAGCCUCAGCAUGGACAGAUCCUACUUGACGGACGGCCUCUGCAGAACUACGAGCACAAAUACCUGCACAGCAAGCUUGUUGCAGUGGGACAGGAACCUGUUCUCUUCUCCGGUACCGUACGGGACAAUAUUGCUUACGGACUGCCGGAGUGUUCACUCAAGAGGAUAGAGGAGGCAGCACGCAAAGCCAACGCACAUGAAUUCAUCUGCCAGUUAGAGAAAGGUUAUGACACAGAUGUAGGAGAACGAGGAAGUCUUCUCGGCAGCAGUCAGAAGCAGCGCAUUGCCAUUGCCAGAGCUAUAAUCAGACAGCCACAAGUUAUAUUACUGGAUGAGAUCACAAGCUUUCUGGACCCCAAGAGUGAACAAGCGGUCCAACAAGCCCUGGCUAACUGCCCCGAUCAGACCUUACUGGUGAUUGCACACAGGCUGAAGACGAUUGAGAAGGCGGAUCAGAUUAUUGUGAUUGACCAGGGGGAGAUUGUGGAGGAAGGCAGUCAUCAGGAACUCAUGGAGAAAGAAGGAUAUUACUACAAACUGAAAGAAAAACUCUUUACUGAAAAUAACAGUAACAACAAUAAUAUCUGUUGAUGUGAAAGAAAAGGAAAUCUCUUGAACUGCAAAACUUUGACAGCUGACACCUCACCAGCCUAGAAUAAUAAUAAUAAUAAUAAUAAUAAUAAUAAUACAUCUGCACAAUACACAAUCAGCAUCACAUUAUUAAUGGUAGUCUACUGUUAUUAGACAGUUUAAAUUAUUAAGUAUAAGGUAUUAUAA